Gigantopelta aegis is the source of this 8204-nucleotide messenger RNA. RefSeq names its product protein sidekick-like. NCBI's taxonomy places the organism in Eukaryota, Metazoa, Mollusca, Gastropoda, Neomphalida, Peltospiridae. The coding region runs from base 586 to 7092 and encodes 2168 amino acids. Gene Ontology annotation, biological process: cell-cell adhesion. The record is from RefSeq and is a predicted model, not a curated record. Gene Ontology annotation, molecular function: protein binding. The transcript is spliced from 34 exons.
CAAAGCGGAGUACCUGUUGUCGGUACACUGCGAUAUCGUGAAUUAAAUUACAAGGUGAUCUAAUUAUGGAUUAAGUGAUUGCUUUCGAGAAUCCGAAAACAGGGUCGGAACCUUUAGAUUGUGACACGGACAACAUUCAAAGGACGAGAACAAUUUUAUCGUACACCGAAAAACGAAGUGACAGUGUUGUUAGCUUCCAUCGAUCCAUCAUGGCGUCGCAGUAAACUUCCGACCAAAACUUGUUGAACUUAGGAAUUUAAAACAGAUCGAACGUCGAGGUAUACGUGUGAAUAUUGUAAUUGGAUUAUGAAGUGACAAUAGCAGUUUGUUUCCACUGUAAUUUAUCCAUAAAUUUGUGUUCGAUUUAAAAUCAGGACUAUUUGAAAUUGAAACCCCAUACAGUCGCUAGACGGACACUUGUUUCAUAAUCAUAUUUUUUUUUUCACGAUUGAUAAAAUUGAUGUUGCUAUGAAGUAUAAUUAAAUCAACAUUUUGAAAAAAAAUUUGCAAGUGUUUUGAAAGGCAAUGGACCCGUAGACAUUGCAUGAUGAGAAUGAACAUAUUCGUUCUUGUGAAGAGGUGAAGAUGAUGAAAGUAAAAAGGAUUUACACAUCCAGCCUACCAAGAAAGAAAUUGUACCUGAUCUUCAUUUUAUGUGUCAUUCUCGUGACGGACAUUAAAUCUGAGGAAGUUUUCCAGUACCCCCCUCAACAGAUAAUAGAACACCCUUCAGCGGGCAGCCCUCGGCCUGAGGGUGCAAUCAAGCGACUGACAUGCCAGGCGACGGCAAUCCCAACCCCGCUCUACAGCUGGCUGAAGGAUGGGGUGUUCCUGCGACAGAACAUGACGCAGACCGUGUACGAGAUCGAGAACCUCAAGCGCAGCGAUGCCGGCGAAUACCGCUGUCUCGCGUCCAACAUCCUUGGAGGAAUGCUCACCCGUCCGGCCAUCAUCGUUGUGGCUUACAUGGAACCGUUCGAGCAGGGCGGCCCGAUAGACGUAUCUGUUGACGAAGGCCGGUCACUCAUCAUCCACCUGCCCACCAUCGUCAGCAUCCCGGCGCCGGUUGUCGACUGGAUAGAGAAGAAACCCAACAACAGCACGACGACCCUGCGACCGGAGGACCAGUACCACAGCAUCAGUUUGCUGAACCACCUGGUGAUCCUGGAGGCCAACGUGGCCAACUCCAGACACGAGUACCAUGCGCGUGCUGUCAACGUCAACGUCUACUCCAACAAUCGCAUGAUCAGUCGAUCUUACCGGCUUAAUGUCGCAGAUCUUGAUGAUUCCACUUCUUUUCUCCAACCGACUGUUGUAGUGGCACCAGUCCCAACUUUGGCUGAUGUUGGAGAUCAUAAAGUUGAACUGGAAUGCAUCAUCAAUGCAAGACCGAUAACCCGGCUGGUGAUGAACUGGUACCGAGUGAGUGCCAGUGGCAGUGAUGAGCGAAUAGACCCGGGAGAACAUUACCUGUUCUCGACAUUCCGGCGCAAGCUGACCAUCAAGAAGCCAGCUCUCUCCGACUCGGGCAUGUAUAAGUGUGAGGGCUUCCUCAACCAAGGCUCCUCAGCAAGGGCAGUAGCAAACGCAACUUUAACUGUCAGAGGUAGCCCGAAAAUUACCCCACAGUUGCCUGGAAUCAUUGAGAAAGCCUUCAGUGAGACUGUGGAAAUAACGUGCACUGCAAUUGGAAUCCCUGCUCCCACUAUCAGAUGGUAUUACAACGGGCAUCUAGUUAGCUCUCUACAGAGAAGCAGAACUGUUGAGUUUGCCAAUGGAACGCUGCGUAUUGACAGAGUGGAGAUGUCUGACAUGGGUCUGUACCAGUGUAUCGCUCAGAACCGAGCCGGGGAGGAUUCAUCUGUGUCCUGGCUCAAAGUCAACAGUUCACCGCCCAAAUUCACAUCAACACCUGACAAUUUAACAAUUGUUGAAACCAGGGAUGCCAAAUUUUACUGUCAGGCCACUGGUGCACCAACUCCAGUAGUUAGUUGGUACAAAGUUGUCAGUGGUAUAGACAGCCCAAUUGUCAGCGACGGCCGUUACCAGAUCCUGAAUGAUGGACUCCUCAUUGUAUCGACAAAGAAACAGGACUCGGCAUUGUACAAAUGUGUAGCCUCCAAUGUCAGGGGACAGAUUUUAGUGGAAGCUUUGCUGCAAGUUAUAGUAAAAACUCAGAUUGUGCGACCGCCACAGAACAGCACGGAGAUUCUGAGUACGCGCGCAACCCUGGAGUGCGGGGUCAGUCACGACGAGAACAUCCAGCCGCAGUGGGACUGGUUUUUCUACAAGAAACCCAGUUACAGUGAGGAGCACAUCGUCAGUGGGGGCAGGCGCAUCAUCACCGCCACCGGCAGUCUCAUCAUCAGCGGUGUGGCGGGGCAGGACAUUGGGCGCUACAAGUGUGUCGUCACCUCGGCCGGCGGGAACGACAGUCGUGUGGCAACAUUACUCGUUAUUGAAUUACCACGGAAACCUGUGAUAACGAGUGUCACUUUAGCUCGGGACACAGACAACAGCGUCAUCAUUACAUGGACUCCUGGUUUCAAUGGCAACAGUCCUCUACAACGUUACAUCAUCAGCUAUAGAGUGGAAGUCCAAGGUGCUAACAAUGACAACUCGAGAUGGCAGGUGUACCCGGACAUCAUCAAACCCAACUUGUCACAGUACACAGUUUCUAACCUGCAGCCAUCUCGCUUCUACAAGUUCAAGAUCAGCGCAUUUAAUUCGGUGGGCGAGGGAAACGCCAGCAUCCCUAAACCAGAUCCAGCCAUUCAGAUGCCACCACAGCCUCCCGGCAGACCACCGAGAAACUUUUAUUGUAGUCCCGGACCAGAUCGGUCGAUCCUGGUGAAGUGGCAAGCCCCAGAAGAGAAUUCAUGGAAUGGGGAUCUCCUUGGCUUCAUCAUCCAGUACCGAGUUGCCAACUACCCCGACCUGGCUCUACAGAAACGCAACAUCACCGACCGACUGGCCACCAGCUACGUCCUCGACAACCUCGUCUACCACAAACAGUACGAAGUGGCCAUAGCGGCGUACAACAUCAAAGGUCCCGGAGUGUACAGUUCGUACUUCUUCGUGUGGACCUUGGAAGGCCGGCCAACUGCUCCGCCACAGAACAUAACUCUCGUGUCAACAAACUCGACGACGAUUAAAGUCACGUGGCUACCGCCUGAUCCGACGCAGAUAAAUGGAAUAAAUCAAGGGUACACGAUCAGUCUCCGCAGGUCCGUGGUGUCACAGACGGAAAGGAGUGAGUUCUUCCCGUCGGAUCAGGAUAAUCUGUACGGCCACCAGACAACGCAUAUUUACAACCUGAUGAAGUAUACGGAGUAUGUGAUAACAGUCGUAUGUCAGACCAGUCGUGGACAGGGCCCGGCAAGUAAUCCACAGAUGAUACGUACACAAGAAGAUGUUCCUGGAAAAGUAGGAGACUUGAAGUUUGACAAUGUCCGAGACAGAACACUGAGAGUUUUGUGGACCGCCCCACAAGAAAUUAACGGAGAACUUCAAGGAUACACUGUGAUUUGGGAGAGAAAGAACGAGUCCCACACUCGACAACAGGUUGAGCUUCCCAGCAAUUUGACGAGCUACACCAUCCGCAAGCUGUCUCCAAUAACCAAGUACACAAUAUAUGUGCAUGCUCGUACCAGGAAAGGACCCGGUCUUCCCAAGAGUGCCGACAUUGAGUCUGGUGUGCCUCCAGAACUUCCCACCGAACCGUUUAACUUGGCAUACAGCAACAUAGAGGCCCGGUCUGUUCUUCUACAGUUUCUCCCGGGCUCCAACGGUAAGACAUCGAUCACGCUGUGGAUUGUCGAAGCCCUCGAGGGUUCCAGCACCAGGUGGAAACAUAUCUACAACAUCUCCAGCCCAAAUGCUCGGGCCAUCAACGUCCUAAAUUUGAAACCAUACACGAAGUAUCGACUCCGUAUUAUCGCCGAGAACAUUGUGGGGCGAAGUAAUUCCAGUGCUCCGACACGUGAGUUUGAGACGAAGCAAGAUGCACCGUCGAAACCACCGGGUAACGUCACUGUGAGGGCGCUGAAUUCCACGGCAUUGAGAAUAAGCUGGACACCUCUGUCCCUGGUAGACUGGAACGGAAUCCCGCGAGGCUACAACAUCUACUACCGCAUGAAGAUGCCGCAGGUGAGCCUCCCGGACUCCUCGUUCACUAUCGUACAGCUGGAAAACGGCAUGGACAUCGAGAGCUACUUCCUCGUCAGCCUGCAGGAAUGGGUCGCAUAUGAGGUCAAGAUGAACUCCUACAAUGAUGUCGGUACCAGUCAAUUCAGUCCAAUUACCGGUGAACGAACACGGGAAUCGGUGCCCAGUGCUAGCCCGACAAGAGUGCAUGCUGUGGCGAACUCGUCAACCAGUAUUAAUGUGACAUGGCAGCCGGUGCCGCCACUCGAACAGAACGGAAUGAUUCUGGGAUACAAGGUUCAGUAUUCGUCGUAUGAGGAGAACAUCCCGGCCAGGCAACAGGAUGUGUUUGGCAACGGCACAAUGAGCUCCACAGUGGGAGGACUGCGCAAGUUCGUCAAGUACGAGAUUCAGGUCUUGGCGUACACACGGAUGGGUGACGGCAUGCUCAGCACUCCAGUGUCAGUAAAGACCUUUGAAGACUAUCCGGGACCACCAAUAAUCAUAUACUUUCCGGUUGUGACCUACUCCUCUGCCUUAGUGGUGUGGAGCCCCCCUAAAGAGCCCAAUGGCCUCAUCUCUGCGUACCGAGUGACAUACAAGAAGCAAGGCUCCAAUGAGUCGAGUGCCGCGGCUGAUCUACAGGCUGACCAGCUGAAUCACACGGUGCUGGGGCUCCAUAGAGAGACGUACUAUGAGUUUUAUGUCACUGCCAAGACAAGACUAGGAUGGGGACAGGCUGCCAAGGUUUUAGUGUACACGAUGAACGACAGAGAUCGUCCUGCCAGCCCAUCAAAACCGACCAUCGGCAGUUCGCAGGUUACUGCACGCAGCGUGACAAUCAGCUGGAAUCCUGGGAACGACAACUACGGGCCACUACGUAACUACACAGUUCAGUUUCAGCGCAGGCUGGGCAUGUGGAUCAGCGUCCGAGAGACCAUAGCUCCAGAGAAAACGUCAUACGUUGUGUCCAAUUUGCGGCCAAACACUUGGUACAAGUUUCGAGUUGCAGCGACCAAUGAUAUUGGGACCAGUGAAUACAGUGCUCCCUCAGCUGAAGUACAGACCCAACCCGACAAACCAGAUGGUGCUCCACAGAAUCUGAAGGUCAAGGCUGUCACCAUGACAUCUAUCCAAGUGACAUGGGAGCAACCUCCCCAAGACUCGUGGAAUGGGCAGAUAGUGGGAUACCUCGUCCAAUACCGCCAGCUCCACUUGGCCGAGUUCCAGGAGGAAUCCGUGUCGUUUGAUCACAACAGCAUUGGCCUGCAGAAUCUUGUAGUUAAAAAACACUACGAGGUCCAGGUCCUAGCCUUCAAUGUCAUAGGUCAGGGACCUACCAGUACCCCGGCCACUAUUUAUGUAGGCGAAGCUGCCCCAACAGAUGCGCCAUCAAGAGUUCAAGCCAAAUCUGAGAGCUCUUCAUCAAUCUAUUUGACGUGGGUGCCCCCGCCACCUGAAUCACAGAAUGGAGGUCUUUCUGGCUAUAAGAUUUUGUACUGGCCUGAGAACUCGUCGGUGGAGUAUGCCCAGACGAAGAUUUCUCCCGACUCUCACUUCCUGCUUGGUGAGCUGGAUACGUUCACUAUGUACCACAUGACCGUCCAGGCGUACAACCUCGCGGGCGACGGGCCAAAGAGUCCUACAGUCUCUAACCGAACACUGGAAGGAUUGCCGACUAUUCCUGGACAGCUGAACUUUUCUAACAUCACGUUACAGAGGGUGACAGUGAGCUGGUCACCGCCGGAAAAACCCAACGGGAAUAUAAUCAAAUAUGAACUCAUCUACUUUCUUUCUCAGCCACACGGAUUGGAGACGAAGCUGGUGAAGCUGUUUCUGAACGGCUCGCAGCACAGCAUCACGAUCGACGAGCUAGACGAGUACAGCAACUACACGUAUGAGAUCCGCGCUCGUACCCGCAUCGGCUUCGGACCGGCCAGAAUCAACAGCUCUGUGACCGGCCCGCAACCUGGACUGGCUCCCGGCCAACCAUCAAAGCCCGAACUUGAAGUUACGCAAAAGUUUGUGACCUUGACCUGGAUGAACAACGGUGAAGGAGCAUCCAACAUCUUUGGCUACAUGAUUCAGGCCAAGGCAGAAGAUGAACAGAAAUUCAAGACGAUCAUGCAGAAGAACUCCCGAGAGCCGAUGGCCGUGAUAAGUUUCCAGAACCUGACGCCAAACACUCGCUACCAGUUCCGAGUGAUCGCCAUCAACUCUGACAGCAUCAGCUACCCCAGUGACGUCUCCGCAUAUCAGCAGACGCCAGGACCAGCUAUGAGUCCUGUUGGCAAGGCGAAACCUUUCCACACAGAGUGGUGGUUCCUGGUGAUCAUCGCGCUGACCGGUGUCAUAGUCAUCCUCAUCAUCAUCUCGCUCCUCUGUCUCAUCAGUCGCAGACACAGAUCUAACAAAGAGAUGAAGCGAUCUCAGACGACAACGACCGUGGCGUCAGACUCCCCAGAGCCAGAGGAAGGAGGUUUCCCCACGUAUGAACUGCGGCAGUCAAGGAGAAGCAUCAACAUGAGGAACGGUUCGGCAAAAAAUAUAUAUGCAAGGUCCCCCCCGAGGCCGAGCCCGGCUAGCGUGACGUACUCUGAUGAUGAUCUCGCCAUGGCCAAGGGGCCCAUUCCAGAUGACAGCAGCAGCAGCAUCACAGAGAAACCAUCAGACUUGGGAGACUCAACAGAGCCAAGCGAUGAUGAGAGUGAUCUAGAGAGUGAGAAAGGCCCGUCGUCGCCCCCUCCCCCUCCUUUUACGCACUAUGCUAACAAAGACAAUGUGAGACAAUCGUGGCGCUUCCCUAGCCCCCACAACGCGUACGCCUACACGGACAGUGAGGUGGAGAGUAGUCACUAUGCGAUGAGUCUGAACAAUGGGGAUAUUGUCGUGAACAACACGGCCGGAUCACGGACACCUCUCACAGGAUUCUCGUCGUUUGUCUGACGAAGGCUUUCUCAGACCCCUCUAACAGGAUUCUCGUUGUUCAUCUGACAAAGGCUUUUUCUUCCCGGGUGGCCCACAAUCACUGCAUCACCUCAUCCAUUCAUUGUUCAUAAAAAAAUACUCAUUUUGUAAUCAGAAUAGUGGGUGAUUUAUGUUCAUACAGGCUCUCAUUGUUCAUCCAAUCAUUCAGUUUUGUAUUCGGAAGGAUGAUUCUUAACAAUGUGUGAUUUUAAUGGUGAUUGGUGUUUUGAGGUGAAAGUGAGAAUGUUUUUUCAUCGUUGGAGGAUGUGUGAAGAAGAAUUGUGGACAUAUGUAUGAGUGUUUAAGUUUUAAAAUCUUGCAUCUGCAGAAAGAUGCAAGAUUUGUUUUUAAUGUUUAAUAGUCUGCAACUGGAAGAAGACUGUCCAUUUUUUUAAAUUGGUUUCUUUAUGUGGAGAUGACCUACAAAAGCCCUGUUUUGUUUUAAACAUUGGAUUGUUAGACUUUUUAAUGAUUUCUUUUGUUCUGUUGAAACAUAGAAAAGAAAGAAAAAAGUGAUAUGUUUUUUAAUUAUUCAGUUGGAUUAGAAGUAACAUUAACUGUUGUUUUAAAAGUGACCAAAGUUGUUGCUGAUUUCACUUUGUUACGACCAUGGUCUCAAACUUUUAAAAAUGUGGCAUUUCAUUUAGCUGUAAGUCUAUGCAUGUACAUGUUCAAGAGACCAGACCCAUCAUCCUGUAUUCAUUGUCUAGGUAAAAUGUUAUGGCAACAAAUGCUGGUCAUUAGUGUCAUACAACGUGAAUUACUACAUUGGAUGUGCAACAAACCAGCAAAAAAUAAUGAAAAGACAAAGUACUUUAAAACCAGUCUUAGUGUUAGAAAAUUAAAAUGUUUUCAUUGUUGGUGGAUGUGUGAAGAACUGGAUGACUAUGAAAAACACACAAAAAACCCCCACCAUGCAAGAUUUUAACAUAAAUGACUAUUUAUUGCCUACUGCAUUUUUUUAGUUGAAGAAACCAUCAGUGCAAUUAGUAAAUGAUUUGCAUGUGCUUACAAAAUUUUAAAGUCAAGACUAACAAGUUUCUAGACUGUAGCUACAUGAGACUUCAUAGCCUGCGGAUUGGAUUUAAAGU